This is a messenger RNA of Macrobrachium nipponense, 6548 nucleotides long. RefSeq lists its product as uncharacterized. The transcript has 16 exons. Lineage: Eukaryota; Metazoa; Arthropoda; Malacostraca; Decapoda; Palaemonidae. Gene Ontology annotation, molecular function: cysteine-type endopeptidase inhibitor activity. Gene Ontology annotation, cellular component: vesicle; cytoplasm. The record is from RefSeq and is a predicted model, not a curated record. The coding region runs from base 137 to 4012 and encodes 1291 amino acids.
CAGCAUGAGUCAGCUGUUCGGCAACAACAAUCCUUCAGACGAAGUUCUUUUAGCAGCGUGUCUCCAUCAAAGACUUCAGUAUUGAGGUGUAUGUGGUGUUGAGAGGGUCAAAUACUCAAAUUGCGACUCUCGGACAAUGUGGUGGCGGGUACAGUUUUUGGUGGUUGUGUUGGGUAGUGUGGCGAACUUGGUCCUAGCUCAAGAUGGAGGAGUGCCACUGCCUGGCCUUCCACCACAGCAGGCAUCGUCAGGCCCAGCAGGAGCGUCGCUAGACAUCGGCAGUGGCGGAGGAGGAGUGCCACUUCCACCCCAUACGUCGGAUGUGCAUCUCUCCGUUGGAAGCGAUGGCGGUUUUCCUCUCGGACAGGGCGGCGGUGUCCCCUUGCCUCCGACAGGAGGAGCGACGCCUGUCGGUGGUUUCGGUGAUGAUCCCGUCUUCGUGGUGCCCUUAGAACAGGGCUCUGGCGUACCUCUCCCCCCCUCGGCGGGCGGACAGGGCACAGUCGGAGUCCCCUUGCCCCCACCUUACGACACCGUCGGCGUCGGAGGACCAGGUGCCCAACAGCCAGCACUCGAUCUCGGAGGUUCCCCUGGAGGAUUGAGACAUGUGCACGACCCCCAUGUGGACGCCACCGUCCAGAGGGUUUUGGGACUGGCCAGCGUCAGGGACCACCUUCAGCUCAGGACACGUGCUGACAAGGCUGUCAAAAUUAGCGAUGUCGUCACGGCCCACAAACAGGUUGUCACUGGUCAGCUUGUCUACCUGACUCUACGAGUUGGAGAGACCAACUGCCCAAUUGGAACUCCUGACGUCACUAACUGCCCCCUGGACCACACCGAAGAUGAUUACGUCUGUGAGAUCGUCGUCUGGGAAAGGCCCUGGCUCAACAGCUCUAAAGUCAUUGAAGAGAAAUCAAAAUGUGCUGAAACUGAGGAUGAUAACGACUUCAACAUUUGGGGCUUCUUCUCCCGCCUCGCCAACUCUCCAUCUGAGAUCCCUCAGCAAAAUCUCCCAACGGGCAUUAGUGAACAGCAGUUGGGAUUGGAGGCUUUCAACUAUGUUGACCGUGCAUCAGAAUCAAAAUUCAGAGGCGAUAUGGUCAACUUCAAUCUUGGCAAGAUCACAUUUGAUCCUUUGUCUAACACAACUAAAGUUCAAGUAAAUGUCGAAUAUGGCUUCAAGAUGUGCCUCAGGUCUCCAGAUGAGAAGACUGACUCCAGGAUGUGCCCACGUGACACUCAGCGUGACCAUUAUAUCUGCGCUGUUCAUGUUGUGCACAACCCCAACCAAAUUGCCACCCUCGAAGUAGUUCCUAUCCGAGACUCUAGUGACGAAAACGAGAUUCACUGUGAAAAAAGGAGAAGUGUUGAAGAAGAAUUAGUUGUUCCUGUACGAGCCCCUUGCCUUGGUUGUCCUCAGCCAGCACCUCUUAAUGACCCAGUAAUUCUAGAUAUAGCUGACUUUGCUCUGAAAGAGUAUGACAGGACAGCUGAUGAGGAUGACCUCCAUAUGAUCUUGAGACUUGUCAAGGCCCAGACACAGGUGGUUGCAGGUGUUAAGUACUACUUGACUGUUGAGCUUGCAGAGACAGAGUGCAAGAAGACCUUGAUUGGUGUUGAUGUCAACAGGACUUUCUGCAGUCAAGAUUUGAACGAAGAAACCAAAAUUUGUGACCUUCAUAUAGUUGACCAGCCAUGGGUACCAGCAAGAGAUCUUGUUGCUGCUCAGUGCUAUGACAAGGAUAAUUAUCCUGCCACAACUCAAGAUGAAUUUAUUGUUCCUGUGGCUGUUGGUGGAAGUUUUGCUGCAGUGCCCUCUGCUACUGGUUUCCAGUCAAGAACUUCUGUCUUUGGAGGUCAGGCACCUGUACAGCUUGAUGAAAAUAGCAGAGCCAUAGCUCAGAUGGUUGUAGCAGAAUACAACAGGCGUGAGGAUGACCGUGAGUAUUACAAACUCAUGAAGGUCCAUGAAGCAACACCCCUGGAUGCAUCUGGAACGUACCACAUUGUUGUUGAAAUGGCUGAGACAAAUUGUAAUAAGUUUGAUCCCUCUACUGGCAAUGGUGAACAUUGUAUUGAGAACCCAAGAGAAGAGCGUGAAGUUUGCAGUGCUCAGGUCCAUGAGCAAGCACCUGGAAACAGAAGAAUUUUGUCUAUGUCAUGCGAAGAUCUUGAUGAUUACCUUCGAGAUAGGUUGAUGCCAACUUUGAACUCCUUUGAUAUCAUGGAUCAUCCCUUCUUAAGCUCACAAGGUUCUUCUUCUUCUGGAAACCCUGUCCCUACUAGUGACCCCAAAGUUCAGGAAGUUGCUGCUUUUGUCCUUGACCAGUACAAUCUACGAGGGGAUGAAGAUGAACUCUACGUUCUGACUAACAUUGUCAGUGCUCACACCCAGGAUGCUGGUGGAAUGACCAAGUACCUCUUAGAGCUGGAAGCAGCAGAGACACAUUGCAAGAAAUACCUUCCGGUGGCAGAUCCUUCCCGGUGCCACAUUGACCAUGGUGAAGAAAGAGAAAUCUGCCAAGCAGAGGUGAAUGUACCAGCAGACCCAUCUCAGCCAAAGACACUCACCAGACUUUACUGUGAUGAGCGGGAUGACUAUUACACCAAUAAACUCAAAGGUAAAAUCUUCUCAGGAGCUGCUCUCCACCCUGAUGGUUCUGCUUCCACUCUGGGUGGAACAUGGGUUGCUGCCAGUGUAAAUGACUCCAGCAUAAGAAAGCUUGGACACCUUAUAGCUGACGAGUUUGAUUUCAGGUCUGACGAAGACAACCUAUUCAUCUUCAGCAAACUUAUGAAAGCACAAAAAAUGGUUACAUCUGGCCUAAAAUAUCACCUGGUUGUCGAACUUCUCGAGACUGUUUGCCCCAAGUACAAGAGGAGAAUCGACAAAACUCGUUGCGUCCCAGACAUUGGAGAGGAUCCUGUGAUGUGUGAGGCUAAUAUCUUGAUACAACCUUGGCUGAGCAAACAGCAAGUUACAAACCUCCGGUGUGCUGAUAGGGAUGACUUCCAUGAGGGUGAUGAUUCAGUUGAGGUCUUGCUGCCUCUGGUUCACCCUUCUGCUCAUGCUCGCCCAGUCUUCAAGAGCCACUUUGUUGUUCGUACUAGUGAUGAAAGUAUAGAGAGCAAUGAGCGUUUCUACGAUCCCUCCCGCCGAACUAGCAGCCGCCACCGAGACUCCAACGAAGAUCUUUCGAAUGAAACAGUUGAGAGAUUCUAUCAUCCCUCCGGUGGUAGAAACCAUCAUCAUGACACUGAAGAAGAAGACGAUUCUGAAGAACUUCCUAACUUCCGAGGCAGGAGAGGAAUUCCUGGUGGUUAUCAACAGGCAGAUAAGACCAGUCCCAAAGUAAAGGAAAUAGCAGACUUUGCCAUCAAGUCUAUGGAUGAGCUCUCUGAAGAUCCUCGAGUUAGAAUUGUCAAGGCUGUUGAAAAAGCUGAGACUCAAGUGGUUGCAGGGGUCAACUAUAGACUUAUCCUUACUGUCCAUUGGACAACUUGCUUGAAAGCAGAUGAAGUAGAGGAUUUGAGUUCUUGUCCCAGUGAUCCUAAUGAAGUACCAAUUACAUGCACUGUCAUUGUUUAUGAUGUGCCAUGGACAAACACCCGGAGGGUCACAGAAGCUGCCUGCAACCCUGUAGGUGCUUCAGAUGCCCCUGCAAAAAGAUCUAGGAGAGCACUACUUGGUGGUUUUAGUGAGGCUGAUGUAAAUGAUGCAAAAAUCAAGGAAAUUGGCAAUUUUGCUGUACAAGCUAUGGACUCGACAAGUAGUGAUCGCCACAUUAGACGGGUUGAAGAAAUCUUAAGUGCUUCCAAGCAGGUUGUCGCAGGAUUUAAUUAUAGGCUGAAUAUUAAGAUAUACUGGACGACCUGUUUGAAGGAAGAUCACUUAGAGGAUAUUAGCGGCUGCGAGAGGGAUCCCAGCAGGCCAUACCAAACUUGUGAAGUGGUCGUAUAUGAGAAGCCUUGGGCAAAUCACAUUGAGCUUAAAUCUGCUUCUUGUAACUAGGAGGAGGUCUUGAAAAACUGAUUUUCUCAGAGUUAUUAUAUUUGAAAUGAAUUAAUGAUGACAUUAACAAUUAUUAUUAUCAGUUGUCAUUGCAUACUUUUAUCGUAGAUUGUUUUUUUAUUAUUGUAAUGAGACUUACAUACAGUAUGGUUGUUAGAGCAUGGUGACAUAUCAUGUGAGAAUUCUUCACUAUUGAAAUUAUAUGAUUCAUGUUAUUUAAUUGUUGAAAACAAAAAUUGAAAUUUCUUCUCUGUAUAUAUAUCAUCCAUUAUGAAUACUAUGUAUCAACUUUUCUUUUUAGUACAUUCUUAGUUCAGUGGAAUUCAGUUUAAACCUAAGAACCAUUGUGCAGAGAAAAGACAAAUUACUGUAUAUUUAAUCAACUUAUUUUUAUAAAACAUGAAAAUAUUAUGAUCAUUUCAUGUCAGUAUCAAACCUUCAUGCGGAAUCAUCUUAGAGAACAGUGCACGAUAGAUUUCCAGUCUGUAGUUUCCAUAACAUCAAAUGCCUUACUACAAAGCUGGACUGUGGGUUUGUAGCAACAUAAUGAGGAAUAUGAAAUUAAUACUGUAUUUGUUUCACUUGAAAAAUAUAAGAAAACGUUAGUUUUAGAACUUUCAGCUUCUUCAAGGAAUAAAUCAUAUUUUAAAUUGUUCAUAUCAAACUAUGAAUAUGUACUGAUAUUUGAAUGUCUUAAUGUACUCUAUUGUUGCCUGUACAGUAUAUUGAUUUUGAAAAAGAAUAUAGAAUUGCAUUCAGGAUCUAUAUUUGCAUCACUGGUUAUGUUUCAAUGUUCAUCUUCUAGUUUUGAUUUUAAUGGAUGUGAAUUUUAUUCAGAUUAUUAAUAUUUAAAAAGCACGAAGCUUUCUCUGUCUUCCCUUUGUUCAUGUUUCAGUAUAUUUUUAAUCACAUUAAGCUAUAAAGUUUUAGGAUCAGGAGUACACUAAAAUAUCUUGCAUAAUUGAACUUUGAAUUAGUUUACUCUAUUAAGUUAUAUUUCCAUCAUCUUUAGCAAAUAUGACCCACUUGGAGCAUAUAAUUUCUUUAUUUAUGAAGGAAAAAAAGAAUGUAGCAGACCACAGAAAACGUGUUACCAAUGCUACAUAAAUGUUUUUCAGAAUAUUUCCCUUAAUCGUAUAAAAUGAAUCUGCAUAUUUCCUCGUCCCAUCUGACCGUCUUUUGUAGUAGGGACGCUUAACACUACCACGACCAUUGAUGUACAUAGAUUGUUAUUCUUAUUGGUCAUAUUGAUGUGCAUAGAGCAGCAUCACAAAGAUCUAAAGCACACUUAAUGUAGGAAGAGGGAAGGUCAUUCUGGUGAAGGAAGCUGUUUUUAUUCCAUAAAGUAUAGGUUUUAGUCAUUUUUCAGCAGUUUUGAGAAAUAUGUAGUCUGGUUGUAGCAACUUCUUUCAUCACAGUUUUCGUCAGUGGAUUAAUUUUUCCUUUUUUUUUAUUUUAGGAAAGUUUUUCUGCUUUCUUCUUAUCCCUUCAUUAAGUGAGCUUAAGAUGAGGAAUAUUUUACACUGAUUAUAAUAUAUCUAAUAUAUACAUAUAUAUAAUAUUGUACCUGUGAUGAAAAUAUAUUAAGUUUCCAAUAGAUAUCUUUUGCAAUUCUUUUACUUUUUCUUAGUUGUUCUUUGGUAAAAAAAAAAUUUGGAUCUUUAAGAGGUAUUUUAUGGUGAAUGUACUACUGUAUGAAUGUUGAAACAGGGUUAAGAAGCAUCACCUGUAGCUGACUUUAUUAUAUUGACACAACAUAAAUACUAUUACAAAUUUUAUGAUUAAUAUAUUUAAAAAGAAUUGAAAGUUCCUCUUGAAUUUUACGUAAACUUUCCUUACAGCAAAGUGAUACAUAAAUCAUUUUAGAAAUAUUGUAUACCAAUGUCACAUUAGUUUUACAUUCAAACGUCCUACUGGCCUAUAAUUUUGUGCACUUGAUUUCUGUCUUUCAUCGGCAUACAGUAAUUUAUCUGUGAUUUUAUUAUUUCAAGGAACAAUGUAUUUUAUAGAAUUUAUUACCGGUGAAUAGUGACUUUUCACUUUGUAAAGUAGUACUUUACUGGCACUACAGUACCAUUUAAAAGUGAAAUGCUGCUUUGAUCUAGUAAAAUAUUUGGAACGAUUAGCAGUAAAGUAGUGACAGUGAUGGUUACAAGUGUGCCAUUGGUGAAAACAAAAUUUCAUGCCAUGUGGAUGGCCACAGGGAACUAUGUAUGGGGUGAAUUAUAUGGGAGAUAUGCUCUAAGGUCUGUGAUUACUUCUACAGUAUUUUAAUUGUGUUUGGAGUUUUUUUUUUUUUUUUUACCCAACUUUGCCAGUUUUUGAAAUAUCAAAAUUGUGAAAUAUAUCCUGAAAUCUCUCAAGGUUAUGUUUGGGAGUAAUGCCUUGACCUUGACUGCCGAUAGGACGUUUUGUAGAGAUGAAUAUGCAUUACAAUAGAAUACUGUAGAAUUUUAGUGAUGUGCUCUAAGGUGGGAUAUAGGAAUACAUAACUCACUUUGUAUACUUUUUAUUUAAUUAAAUUCACACAUAGUAA